Pectinophora gossypiella (pink bollworm) is the source of this 1017-nucleotide messenger RNA. RefSeq names its product 17-beta-hydroxysteroid dehydrogenase 13-like. The record is from RefSeq and is a predicted model, not a curated record. Gene Ontology annotation, cellular component: lipid droplet. Gene Ontology annotation, molecular function: oxidoreductase activity, acting on the CH-OH group of donors, NAD or NADP as acceptor. Lineage: Eukaryota; Metazoa; Arthropoda; Insecta; Lepidoptera; Gelechiidae. The coding region runs from base 1 to 1017 and encodes 338 amino acids. The transcript is spliced from 6 exons.
AUGCGUAGGAGAAACGCUUUCGUGCGCUCCGUAGGUAUGCUAGCUAGGAAAUUUAGGGCUCUGCAAGAGGUGUGGAUUUUGCCGUGGUGGGGGAGUGGGGGAUUGGCUUCAGCACCACUGUAUGCUCUGGACACGGUAGUUCUAGUGGUCAAAUUGUGUUCGGCUUGCGUCGUAGCUUUGCUAAAGGUGUUAAUACCGCCAGCUCUGAAGAGUUUGCAUGGAGAAACUGUACUGAUAACAGGCGCGGGCCACGGGUUAGGACGGGAGCUGGCGAUGCAGUUUGCAGAGCUGGGAGCGACCGUGGUGUGCUGGGACAGCGACGCGCGCAGCAACAAUGCUAUCGUCGAAGAGAUCCGGAACAAGGAUGGAGAUUGUUUCGGCUACACAGUAGACGUGACAGUCCGGGAGCAGGUGAUGGGUCUGGCUGCCCUGAUGAGGCGCCAGCUCACUGACAUCACGAUGAUCGUGAGCAACGCCGGGGCGUUCACUUGUGCACCACUAACCCAUCUCAAGCCAGAAGCCGUAGCUAAGCUGAUUGAAAUCAAUCUUCUUGCGCAUUUUUGGAUAAUCCAAGCAUUUCUGCCGAGUAUGAUAGAGAGGCGGCGAGGUCACAUUGUUGCGAUCAACUCUAGUGCUGGUCUUAUGCCGUGUGCAGAUAUGGUACCUUACUGUGCAGCGAAAUUUGGACUUCGAGGUCUAAUGGAAUCGAUAACCGAAGAGCUGCGACUGGAUACUUGGACGAAGAACAUCAACAUUACCACGGUGUAUCUUGCAACAGUGUCCACAGGCCUGUACCCCACCCCGACACAUCGCUUCAUGUCAUUGUACUCCGAGAUCACAGCGAAAGAUGCUGCAACUAUUAUCAUUGAAGGGGUCCGCAAAAACGCAAAGUGCAUCAGUAUACCUUCGUUCAUGACGACUCUUAUCGACUUGAACAACCUAAUGCCGUACAGAAUAAGGAUCAUUUUCACAGACUUCUUCAACUUCGGCCAUAGGGGCUGGUUUUGUUUUUGUUAA